Molecule: messenger RNA, 3484 nt
Organism: Hylaeus anthracinus
Lineage: Eukaryota; Metazoa; Arthropoda; Insecta; Hymenoptera; Colletidae
Gene: Tes
Exons: 5
Coding region: 554-2614 (686 amino acids)
Molecular function (GO): zinc ion binding
Source: RefSeq, a predicted model, not a curated record
UUUCAUCUGUGAGUGGUCCCCACUUAAGUCGAGUGCGGUAGAAGGGGAAAGUAUAAGGACAGAUUCUGUGAGCCAUAGCGGUGAGUCACGCGUUUGAGAAGUGUCAAGCAGCUAAACGAGUUUGUACUUUUGUACAAAAAGAAACAAUAUAAUAAUAUCAGAACCAAAAGAAACUAUCUAGAAAUGAACGACACAGAGACAAACGAUCGCCCGAAAUGGUUGUUAGAACUAGAAAAUAGAAAGAGAAAGUUAUUUUGUUUAGCCUCGAUUGGCACAUGAAGCUGGAGCAGGAGCACCUUGUGUUAUUUGUAAAGCAACAUGCCCAGGCUUAGACCUGCACUUUUGGAGAAAGACUUGUAAAAAUUGUAAAUGCAGUAAGGAUGAUCAUGAUGUUAACGAUGAAGAUUUUCCACAAUUUGAUUUAUUAUUUGGAUCCUCCAGAAAAUAUAAGAAAAAGCCCACAUUGUUACACAUACACAAUGAAAAAGAAUAUGCAGAAGAAGCAUUUGAGUGGAUACCACCAGAUACAACAAAAGAACUUGCUAUAGAUUAUAUGAAAGCCUUUCCCAUUGAAAAAUUGCCCAUUAAAGGAUCGACUGGUGCAGCUCUGAGAAGACAGUUAUUACAAAAGCAGUUGCCACUUCAUGAUAUAGAUCACAAAGUUUGUGAUAAAUUGAGCGAACAGGAAAAGAAAGAGUUUGAGAAAUAUUUAGAUAGUAUAAAAAAAUAUGUAGGUCAAGGAACAGUGACAAAGAUACUUGGUGCUCGCCCAUUUGAACGAUCAUUAAUGACACCCGCUAAUGCAACAGACAUGCAACGCUUCAGUCCACAACAUAAAGCUACUGUACAAUCGAGUAUGGUUCAAUUACGUACACCAAGUAGUUUUACUCUAAAAAAUUCAUAUAAAAAAGACUUUCACGAGAUGUUGAACAAACACGAUACAUCUGCUAAUUUAGAAGCAUUAACUGAUAUUAAUAAUACUGACAAAAUAGCAGUUCUCGAAAAGUAUAACAUAAACAGUAACAAUAGUACGAUUGUAAAAUCGGAACCAGUUAAGACUGGGCUUUAUAAUAAGGGUAUUAAUUCGAUUAAUUAUUCAAGAGCCGAUGACAAUCGUCAAGAUUUUAUAAACAAAGACAUUCCAAGUACUGAGCAUUUAAAGUUUUCGAAUUCCUUAUCAAUUGCAAAUGUUGAUUCGGAAGUUACACUGUUUCCAAAUCCUUCGGAAUAUUGCAAAGAAGCAUAUAGAGAUGCAUUAAAAAAUCCAUCCUCUCCUCUUCUACACUCAAAACCAGUUAACAAUGAUACCUCUAUCGCGGAAAGUAUAUUAGCAGAUGCAUUUCUUCCUCCUAGCACAGUACACGCAAAUGACAUAAUUGGUAGUACAUUGGAUUCGAAGGGUCUAAUGUUUAUACGAGAAAAACUUACAAAUAAAUAUAGCAACCAAGAAAAUCAGUUAUCACAUAAUGUUCCCAGUUUUGCCAAAAAUUUAGAUUCUGUUGAUUUAUUGUUAAAAAAUAAUAACAGUGGAUUGCAAAAUGUAAGCAUUGAUAAAGGAACUGACAAAACAACUAUUACUGCUACUAUGAAGAAUCCUUCUGGAAUAUCGACUCUAUCAGAAGAUAGAAUUAAAAAAAUAGAAAGGAAUACUGUCGAACCUAAGUUAAUAAAGGCAGAGAAAGAAGUAAUAAAGCCUAAUUCACAAGUAGUUCAAUCAAUUCCUCUUGAUUCCACGUUAAUUGUUACUACAAAUGAGAAAGACAAAGUACAACAGAAUACAUCGCUAAUCCCUUCAAAAUUAAACGGAAGAUCAUGUUUAUUACCACAAACGAGUCUAGAAGUUUCUAAUGCUGGUAAUCAUCAAGAAAAACUAAGUAAUCUUACGGCACCUUCCACUAUUAUUUAUUCUGAAAAAUUGCAAAAUCAAAUAUUCCCUUACGAAAUUGUUGGUGGAGCGAGCCAUGUACAAAAUUUACCGCAUAUAGAACAAUUAAACGGUGGCAUGGAAGAACUAACAAUGGAUGCUAUUAAACCACAAAAGUGCCAUAAAUGCGAAGAAGUAAUACGCGUUGGUGAUGUUGCCGUAAUUACAGAAAAAGCUAAACAUGCAAUGUGGCAUCCUGGUUGCUUUGUUUGCAGUAUAUGCAACGAAUUAUUAGCAGAUUUAGUAUACUUUUAUUAUAAAAACAAAUUAUAUUGUGGCCGAGAUUUAUCAACAUUCCUAGGAAUUCCUAGAUGUUUUGCUUGUGACGAGCUUAUUUUUGUUAGAGAGUAUACUGUCGCAGAAGGGCAUAACUAUCACAUAAAACACUUUUGUUGUUGGGAUUGCGACAUUCCUCUAGCUGGAAAAAAAUAUAUUACAGAGAAUGAUCGCCCCUUAUGUCUUCCUUGUUAUCAAAAAUCGUAUGCAAAAACGUGUAACGCGUGCGAAAAAGUAAUCGCUGCCGAUCAACAAGGUGUUCCAGUAAAAGAUUUACAUUUUCACGCAACAGAAUCUUGUUUUUGUUGUUUUAUUUGUAAGAGAAAUUUAUUAAACGGCAGAAUAGCAGUUAAGGAGAAAAAGAUAUUCUGCAGUAAAGAAUGCAUUUCAAAAUUCCAACAUAUGCAAAUUUAAUAUUAGGUUAUGAUGUAAUUGUAUCGUCAUAUCUUUAUAUUUAUUCCAUUUUUUUUUCACUUCUAUAUUUUGUUAUGAAACAGUGUAUUAUGUAGGUUCACAGUAGUGGGAAAUUCAUGUCGAUAAAAAAACAAAGACUUUACACAAUUUUGUGUAAAGAAAUAUAUUUUCUACCUAAUGUUUAAGCAUCUCCUUAACAAAUAUCAAUAUUAAUCUUCACGUUUAGAACAUUGUCAUCAUUUAUAAAUAUAUUGAUUAAAAAAUAAUAAGGUGUACAAAUUUUAUUUCAUUAAAUAUAAUCAUAUUAGAAUGUUCUAUUACUAAAUAUUUAUAGUAUUUAUGUAAAAACUUGCUACAAUAUAUGUAAUUUAAAUUGCUCUCAGAAAACGUAAUACAGUCAUAUUAUAUAAAAUACUUUCAAAAUUUAUAGAAGUUAAUUAUAGUCAUCUUCCUCCGUUGGUUCAGCAAAUUAUAUGUAAUAAUUAUUUUUAACCUUACUUUAGAAUUAGAAAUAAAUGGUCCAACAUUCCGAUCACACAAAAUUAAAACAAUUUUGAAAAUAGAAAAUAUCAUAUUUCAAAACAUAAACAAUUCGCAAUUAACGACCUGUAAAUAAUAUACUUAUUACAAACAAAUUUUGCAUAAGCCAAAAACAACACAGAUCAAAAAACCGUUACUUUGAUUAUACUUCGAAUUAAUACGUAAAUAUAUUAAAAAUACAUAAACUGAUUUUUACCAUUGAACACUUUCAUUACACGGUAAGUUAUUCGUAAGUUGAAAAAUAAAUUUAAGUAAAUUUGACUUAUGUUAUACAUAUUUCAAAAUAUAGCUACACGAGAUAUCUUUUAAUAUAAUACCUUAUUUCCACCU